This is a messenger RNA of Galdieria sulphuraria, 1810 nucleotides long. Its product is annotated as Myb-like protein. Gene Ontology annotation, biological process: regulation of DNA-templated transcription. The transcript has 7 exons. The record is from RefSeq and is a predicted model, not a curated record. NCBI's taxonomy places the organism in Eukaryota, Rhodophyta, Bangiophyceae, Galdieriales, Galdieriaceae. Gene Ontology annotation, molecular function: RNA polymerase II cis-regulatory region sequence-specific DNA binding; DNA-binding transcription factor activity, RNA polymerase II-specific. Gene Ontology annotation, cellular component: nucleus. Bases 66 to 1319 code for a protein of 417 amino acids.
ACUUUACGUCAAUUCGGUGGUGGUCCAUGUUCUGUUUGUUUCAAGUCUUGUUACGAAACAUAUAAAUGUUCCUCUUGUCCUUCUGUCCAAACGCUAUUCAAAGCCACUUUUUUUCGAAGAAGGUUACUUUUCUAUCUAAACCAGUAUACCUAGAAACUUGGAACAAGGACCAAAGACUGGUCAAACUUCGCGGUUUGCAGUGUGCCGUUUCGGACGAGAACGAUUGCUGUUCAAACAUCAAGUCUUUUGAAAAGAGAAAGAAGAGACAAUUUACGUCAGAAGAAGAUAAACUAAUUAUACAGCUGCGUGAAAAGGACAAGUUAUCUUGGAGAGAGAUUGGCAAGCGACUCAACAGACACGGAUAUGUUUGCAAUAUAAGAUAUAAAUACAAUCUACGGAGUCGCAAUUCCGUAACCUCUUUCGGUGGUGACAAGUGGAGUCACUUAGAGGUGCUGGUCAACGAACUGGGUCCAGACUGGAAAAGAAUUGCCGAAAUAUUACAGUUUUCAAAACCAGAAGAGGUUCGAAAUAAAUAUUCCGAACUUAUGGCGAGAAAGAAACAGUAUUCAGUUAUGCCCCUGGCAAGUGAAACAAGCAGUGAAGAGCAGUGUUGGGAACAAGUUUCGAAGGAAUUUCCUCAAGGAACUACCAAACAAGCCAGACCUAGCUCCUUGGAAUGUUUAGUACCUGUAAACAGACGGCAAGGUUCUUUUACUGUAGAAGAAGAUAAGUUCUUAUUGGAACAGCUGAGAAAGUAUGGUUCGGAUUGGAAUCGCAUUGUGGAAGAUUUUCCCUGGAGAACUAGAAGGACUGUCAUGAAACGACUUCAACAGUUGUCUAUGAAGUCGGGCAGUUCACGCGGUCGAAAGUUAGUUUGGACUGAAAAUGAGGACAAUUUAUUAAUUGAUUUGUUUAUACAACACGGUCGCUGUUGGUCACUAAUUUCUAGAAGUUUGUUUGGGAAGUCAGCUUCUCAGUGUCUUCGAAGAUUUCUCAAGUUGCGAAAGGAUGGGAAAGUAACGAUAACUGAAUGGACUCAGAGUGACGAUAAACGACUUGUUUGUAGUGUUGGUUUAUACAAUGAAAACUGGCCUUUAAUUUCAAGGGUUCUUAAAUAUUGGUCGUAUUCAGAAUGUGAGAGACGAUAUCAAGUGUUGCAACGGGAGAAUAAGGUUCGCCUGUUGGAAAGAAUGGUAAUGAAAGAAGUACGUAGAGGGAAAUCAAGUGAACUUUUAUCAUCAUGUACCAUUCAUACUGAUGAAUACGGCUUCUUGAGUGAAGGAUGUUCUUCAUCCUUACAGGAAAUAUUUUUUGGUUAAUAGCUCUGGAGAUGUGUAAAUAGAGAGAAACAGAAUUGCGUUAUUCUUAAUUGAGAGUUGGUUUUUGUCUAAUGCAACAAGUGUCAUUUUGUAAUGGAUCGCUUAGCCAUUGGGUUGUAUACGGUUGGGAAACAAAAGAAUGUUAUUUCGAAAAGUUUCACAAGGGAACAUUGUUUAGUAAAGAAUGUAGUGACUAUCUUAGUAUGUUUGUAGUUUUGAUUCGAGUUUGGAGAGCUACCAAAAGUUCGCUGUGAAGCUUGUGUUCUUUGGAUUUUCUUAGAAAGUUUCUAUUGUCAUGGAGAGUAGAUCAAUUAGUGUCAUUUAUAUGUUUUUCGAACUGUACAACAUUGAGGAUGAACAAUUUUGCUACUUCUCCUCCAUUUGGUUGCACAUAGCAAGCUUUGUCACUUUUGCAACGAACACACACACAAACAUUUGCACGUGCGCGAAAGAAGGCUACAUCUAAAAUAUUCUCGUUUUCAACCAACGAC